This is a messenger RNA of Hemisphaericaspora subhashii, 1722 nucleotides long. It is a transcript of the gene LCB2, whose product is annotated as serine C-palmitoyltransferase. Lineage: Eukaryota; Fungi; Ascomycota; Pichiomycetes; Serinales; Debaryomycetaceae. Gene Ontology annotation, cellular component: serine palmitoyltransferase complex. Gene Ontology annotation, molecular function: serine C-palmitoyltransferase activity; pyridoxal phosphate binding. Gene Ontology annotation, biological process: sphingosine biosynthetic process; ceramide biosynthetic process. The coding region runs from base 1 to 1722 and encodes 573 amino acids. The transcript has a single exon. The record is from RefSeq and is a predicted model, not a curated record.
AUGACAAUAACAACAACAACAACAACAGAUUCCGAGACCACCACACAUUAUACCAAAUAUAUUCCCAAUGCCCCUGAAGAUAAUCGAUCAUUAGAAAUCAAACGUAAUUUAGAAUAUGGUCAAUUAACUUCAAAAGAACAUUUAUAUGUUUCUCAACAUCCAGUAGGAGAACCAUUACCAAUGCCAAUAGAUGAUGAACCUCCAUAUAUUAUUUAUAUUGCUACAUAUAUUAAUUAUCUUAUUUUAAUUAUUAUUGGUCAUAUUCGAGAUUUUUUUGGUAAAAUAUUUAAACCAAAAGAAUAUGAACAUUUAAUUGAAAAAGAUGGUUAUGCUCCUUGGUAUGAUGGUUUUGAAAGUUUUUAUGUUCGUAGAUUAAAAACUAGAAUUGAUGAUUGUUUUGCUAGACCUAUUCAUGGUGCUCCAGGUAGAUUUAUUAAAUGUUUUAAUCGUCAAUUAGCUGAUUCUGGUAAUGGUUAUAUUUAUGAUGGUACUAGUAGAGAAUGUUUAAAUUUAUCAUCUUAUAAUUAUUUAGGGUUUGCUCAAUCAAGUGGUGUUUGUACUGAUUUUGCUUUAAAAUGUGUUGAUAAUUAUGGUACUUCUGCUUGUUCAUCUCGUAUUUAUUCUGGUACAACUGAUUUACAUAAACAAUGUGAAGAAGUUGUUGCUGAUUUUGUUGGUAAAGAAGAUGUAAUUAUUGUAUCUCAAGGUUAUGGUACAAAUGCUAAUUUAUUUUCAUCAAUUGCUGAUUCUAAAACUUUAGUUAUAAGUGAUGAAUUAAAUCAUGCAUCAAUUAGAUUUGGGAUUAGAUUAUCAGGUGCAUCAGUUAAAGUUUUUAAACAUAAUGAUAUGAAUGCUUUGGAAAAAUUAAUUCGUAAUCAAAUUGCUCAAGGUCAACCAAAAACUCAUAGACCAUGGAAAAAAAUCAUUAUUGCUGUUGAAGGGUUAUAUUCAAUGGAAGGCAAUAUGUGUAAUUUACCAAAAUUAGUUGAAAUUAAAAAUAAAUAUAAAUGUUAUUUAUUUGUUGAUGAAGCUCAUUCAAUUGGUGCCUUAGGACCAAAUGGUAAAGGUAUUUGUGAUUAUUUUCAAGUUGAUCCAAAUGAAAUUGAUUUAUUAAUGGGUACUUUUACAAAAUCAUUUGGGGCAACUGGUGGUUAUAUUGCUGGUGAUAAAAAUAUAAUUGAUAAAUUAAGAAUUAAUUAUAUAACUCAAGUAUAUUCUGAACUGGUACCUCCUCCAGUAUUAGGACAAAUCAUAUCUUCAUUAAAGGUGAUUAAAGGUGAUUUAAAUCCAGGAGAAGGUAAAGAAAGAUUACAAAGAAUUGCAUUUAAUUCUCGUUAUCUUAGAUUAGGAUUAAAAAAAUUGGGAUUUAUUGUUUAUGGAGCUGAUGAUUCUCCAGUUAUUCCCUUGUUGUUAUUUUUACCAGCUAAAAUGCCAGCAGUUUCAAGAAUGUUAUAUGAUAUGGGAAUUGCAGUUGUCAUUGUUAGUUAUCCAGCCACUCCAUUAAUUAGUGCAAGAGCUAGAUUAUGUGUAUCAUCAGCAUUAACUAAAGAUGAUUUAGAUUAUGUUUUAACUAAAAUUAGUGAAAUUGGUGAUUUAAUUUAUUUGAAAUUUAGUAGUGGUAUUGCUGGAGGAUCUAAAAUCCCUGGUCAACCUCCAAGAUGGUCAAUUGAAGAUGUUUUAGCUACAAAUGUCGAAGAUUGUAAGAAACCAAAAUUGAUGUAA